AUGCCAUUCGCGGUGGGCGUCGUUGAGGAAGUGAGAUGCCUCAUAUGCGCCUCUACUGGCGCUGAUGCAGCUGACGGGAGCUCCAACGCCAGGGAGUUCAUUGCCUGCCCUCGUUGCCACCAACUGUUGUACUGUUCUGCGAACUGUGCGGAGGUUGGCUGGUUUGGCCAUCGGGCAUUUUGCGAGGUUCAGUCCGGCACGGAUGCCGUGGCGCGGUUGGCAACGACGAGGCGGAAGAAAUGUAGGCAACAAGAGAGGCGGAGUCAACUGGAGAACGCUUUAAGAAACCUUGCCUCGGUGGGGAAGGGGUCACAGUGCCAUUUACAGGUACUGCGCCUGCUAGAGGCAAUUUUUUUCACCGAUGACUUUACUGGUGACGUCGUGGUUGCAGACUCAACUGAGCUCAUCAAGGAGUCUGUGGAACUUCUUACAGCGGCAUUAUCGGACAGUGAGAGUACUGCGGAGACCACGGCAAUAACACUGCUUUUGUCAGGGCUUCUGUCUCUCGCUCUUGGCAACAACGAAGCAGCAUUGGCCAUAGUGCGGAGGGGACUCGCCAAACUUAUCCCGUACAAGUCAGAGGAAGGCGUUGUGGCCCGUUUGGGACUAUUGGAGGCUGAGCGCGUAAACCUUUGGACUCGGAGGUACCCCAAGGUUGUGAUGGCACCGGGAGAGACGCCGAGGGCUUGUAGACGAAUUAUGUCUGGUGAGGUGGUGGCCUGUGACGAUGUGCCGUUAUUGGCUUGGGAGGCCAAUGGCUUUCCUCCCGCAUCGGCUCCACGACAAACUUCCGUGUACGAUGAUGGACUGCGGGCGCUUGUUGAUGCCUUCUUGCUGAAGGAAAGUGAAGAGCUGACAAGCGCGGGGUUGCCUGGAAGUAAAGAAGACCACUUGACACUUUUGCUGAAUGGUCUGCACGGUGUGAGGGACGCAACGGCGGAUGCAAUUGUAGCGGCAACCACGUACCUGACCGCGUUCUCUGACGGACCACCGCCUUGCUGGAUGGUGAAACUUUUUUUUACGUCAAUGGCCUCGCGGCGAUGCUAUUGUGCGAAAAAGUGGGGUUUUUUUGAUCUUGUUUCGCGUGUCUCUCACUCCUGUUCCCCAAAUUGCAUUUGGAAUUCUGCUACCUGUGAGUUGCGGGCUUUGCGUAGCAUAGAUGCGCACGAGCCACUCACGAUCGACAACUUCUGGAGACCCCGCUUUGACCUUGCGCGGCAGAUGGUGCUGAAGCUCCCAGUUCCUCUCCGACAAGAGUCUGUGCGCGCGAACGUCGGAUGUUGCUGCACAUGCAGCCGCUGCACUGGUGAGGUGAGUGGUCCCCGCCACGCAUGCGGUGUGAUGGGUGAAGGAGUAAACGGGACAGAUGCUCUACGUGCCUUUCCAUGUCCCCUCUGUCGGGGCGAGGCGGGUUGGCGCUACCGACUCCUUUCGCACACGCAAUGCCCUCAGAAGUGUGGGAGUGCACUGGAAGAGGCAAACAGAGUUGCACUACAAUGCCGGUUCGCAUCAUUUGAGCCCUGGGUGUGCCACCGUUGCGGGGAGCGGUGGCGGGACAGCGAGAUGCCCGCGGAGGAGAUGCGACUCUGUCGUCAAGCCGAGCGUCUGGUGAGCCUCGCAGCGCGUGGCAUUAUUGCACGAAACUUUUUCGAGGAGACAAAAGACCUCAUGCGUGCAGUUUCCCAUUGUAUGGGGCAGCACCAUCACAGCGUGUAUCUUCUAACGUGCGAGGCGUUCGUGCUGUUUUAUCGUUACAUCGCCAGCCGCUUUGCCCCGCCGACGGGCGUUGUUGCGCAAAACCACACCGUCUUGUGGUGCCGCAAGUGGAUUAGGUGCGCUCAAAAUACAAACUUAUCGCAGGACUGCCCGCAUGUUUACGCCUCGUUCAUCGCGGACACAUCCCGUUCUCUCACGGCCUUGGCGCUACGAAUAGAAAAGGUGCUGCUUCUUCGCCACGCGGAGGCGCACUGCCCUACUGCGGUCAUUCAUGGGGCAGACAGCAGCGAGGCAGCGGACGUCGCAGCCAUCCUCAAGGACGCGCCGGACAAAGAAAGCCCGCGGAUUGGCCAAUCCCCAUCUGCCUUCGAGCGAUUUAUGAAUGCAGAACAACAAGAGGAUGAAGACGCAUUAAUUUCCGACUGGGAAUCGCACAUCUUGGGGCGCGUCCAAUCCGAGAUUCAAAGCAGUGAAAAGCCUAAACUACCAGCACACAUGCGGAAGGUCCUCCAGCGAUGA
Trypanosoma conorhini is the source of this 2235-nucleotide messenger RNA. RefSeq lists its product as uncharacterized. The coding region runs from base 1 to 2235 and encodes 744 amino acids. The record is from RefSeq and is a predicted model, not a curated record. The transcript has a single exon. Lineage: Eukaryota; Euglenozoa; Kinetoplastea; Trypanosomatida; Trypanosomatidae.